Molecule: messenger RNA, 540 nt
Organism: Camellia sinensis
Lineage: Eukaryota; Viridiplantae; Streptophyta; Magnoliopsida; Ericales; Theaceae
Source: RefSeq, a predicted model, not a curated record
AUGUCUGCGCGGCGUGACCAAGCAAACAAGUGGAAUGAGCUUAUUUAUCCUACAUUCAAAACAAUGCUUCUUGAUUCGUUCAAUGACAGCAGGUCUUGGCAGGUGAGCAAAGCCAAUGAGGAUGUGUUUGAGGUUCAUUCUAUACCAUUUGUUACAGCUGAUAUUGCAAGGCGUACGUAUUCUUGCUUCAAAUGGCAAAUCAACGGAUUCCCAUGUGACCAUGCUAUUAUUGCUAUUCAGAAAAGCCGCUACAAUCUCAAUGAUUGUGUGGAACAUUACUUUCAUGUAGAGACGUAUCGUACAGCCUAUUUGGGUGCCAUACCCCCUAUACUAUUAGUGGAAAAGCCACAUUUUGAUCCCAAGGACUUCACUAUAUACCCACCAACUGUGAAAAGACCACCCAGCAGGCCGAAAAAUAAUAGAAUCCCAUCAAGGGAUGAGAAACUGAAGCAAAUAAACAUCAAAGUAGAUGACAUGAACAUUUACAUCAAUGUAACCAUUCACAUCAUCAAAUUAGAAGAUGUGAAUAUUCAGAUAUGA